AUGCAGAAGCUACUGUGGCUGGGCUGUUUGUAUUUUCUGUGCAUCCUUGGAAGUCAAGGUAGGGGGGUGAAAAGACAGGAUGACUUUGUGCUUCUUGCAGGCCCCCUGGCACAACCAGAGCUGAGAACUUUCAGCAAUGGGGAACAUGUUGCCUUUGACUGCAGUCAUCCCAUACCAGCCAACUCCAAACUGUAUUUUGAGUACCUCCACAGCAAAGGGGUGACACACGUCAAAGUCCCGCUGUCGUGGGUCCAGCUCCUUCCAACAGGCCUGUCAAGCGAACCCCAACCAGGUGUAGUUAGAUGCUACCAGACCCUCCUGAAGCAGCUGCUGGAGGAAGGACUGCAGCCACUCGUCAUCCUUCAUGGGUCAGAUGUUCCAGAGUCUUUGAGGUCCAGGUAUGGAGGCUGGGAAAGUCAGUGGCUGCUAGAGAUGUUUCAGCAGUAUGCCGAGUUCGCUUUGAAGGAGUUUGGGCCACUGGCACAGUCAUGGGUGACAUUUAGUGACCUGGAUGAGGUUUUGCAUGCGGGCCAGGCUGCAGGUGACCACCGUCUGCAAAACAUUCUCCAGCUGAACAAGAAGAUUUACCAGUUUUACCAUCACAACUUCCCUGGAAUUGGGAGACGUCUGUCAAUUGGGUUGAAAGGAAGAGAUGAAGUUGCACUUUCCCAACUUAAAGGUUCAACAACUGUUGAUUUCUUGUCAGUUGACAUGGAUUACAGCUGCGCUUCAUCAACAAACUUUGCAGAGGAGCUGAAGAACCUACAGAUUACCACUGGAAACCUGCCUAUCUUGAUAUACAGGCUGACAGUUCAUGAUUGUUCACACAAUGAACAAGAGCCUCUUCGAGACUUGCUGAACGUGGUGGAGCAGACUUCAGCAGAAUGA
This is a messenger RNA of Xiphophorus couchianus (Monterrey platyfish), 888 nucleotides long. RefSeq names its product lactase-phlorizin hydrolase-like. Gene Ontology annotation, molecular function: hydrolase activity, hydrolyzing O-glycosyl compounds. The coding region runs from base 1 to 888 and encodes 295 amino acids. Gene Ontology annotation, biological process: carbohydrate metabolic process. Lineage: Eukaryota; Metazoa; Chordata; Actinopteri; Cyprinodontiformes; Poeciliidae. The record is from RefSeq and is a predicted model, not a curated record. The transcript has 5 exons.